Molecule: messenger RNA, 1893 nt
Organism: Thalassophryne amazonica
Lineage: Eukaryota; Metazoa; Chordata; Actinopteri; Batrachoidiformes; Batrachoididae
Gene: c3h6orf89
Product: chromosome 3 C6orf89 homolog
Exons: 8
Coding region: 208-1203 (331 amino acids)
Cellular component (GO): Golgi membrane; nucleolus
Source: RefSeq, a predicted model, not a curated record
UGAUCACUGCCUGUAGUCGGCGAAGAAAGCCGAAGAAGAUCGAGCACUGUUUACUGGUAACAUCCUGUUUUAAGUUUAAGACAACUAGUUAAAAUAAAUACAUUUUUACGAUGUGACGUCAAUUGGAAUGGAUUAUGACGUCACUUUAAGGAAACAUCGCUAUCUGACACUCGGCAGAAGUGAGAGGCUGCUGUCAGCCUCACCGACAUGGGAGCAACGAUGAGUGAGCCGUGCAUCUAUGACAAACUGUCAGAGAGCAUUGACAUCCUUCGCCAGUCGGGCUACAGAUACGGCAUGUCGGAGCGCGAGAUCGAGAGGUUCAUCAAGCAGGUGUUGGAGACCAACGAGCCCCGCAGAGAGCCGCCACAGUUCCCCAUCCUCAGGGCCGCCGUCAAGUUUGUGGUGGUGGCUUGUCUCCUGUUCCUGGUGGUUCUGACCCUGACCUGCCCACAAAGCACGCAUCCUCUGGGUCUGGUCCACCUGGGCUCCUACAAUUGGUCAUCCCCGCUCAGUCACGUCCGCCUGCUGUCCUUGCCCAUCGCCAAGAAGUACAACCUACAAGCGUUCCAUGAGUGGUGGAUCAGCGGCGCGCUCAGGCACAGUCUGGUUAACUGUUCUGGAUGUGCUCAGAUCUCCUCGGUGCUGGCCGUCCCAGAGAGCCUCAGAGGAACCAUCACGCUGCGCCGGGGGCCACAGCUCGUCCUGCUCAAGGGUGGUGACUCUCUGAGCAUACAGCGCCAGCAGCUGGAGGAGCUCUACUUAGGACAUUCAGCGUCCAUGUCCAUCCUGCUGGAGCACGACAGUCCAUUGAAUCAUGAGCUCGGCCUCCCCAAAGGACCCGCCAACUUCUCUCUGCUCUGGAGGUUCAGUUCUGGAACCAGGGAAAAGGUACUGAGGUGGCUUUUCCCAAAGGCGGAGCUCUGCCCCCUGCUGGACAGUGCUGGGACAGUCCUGCAGCGCUGCCUGGUCACACACAGCACCACUUCACACAGCAAGGGUGUAGUGGUUCUGGGUUGGCUGGUGGUGGGAGAGGGGCUGCCCACGGUUCGGGUUGUGCCAGUUCAGCACUGUCAGAAACACUGCAGCUCCUUCAACCUGUGGCUCACCCCGGGAGACAUGGUCUACGCAGAUCCUCGGUACUGGCAGGUGGAACUGUUCCCCAGCAGAGGACAGAACAUCGUAUGUGACGGAUCUGCAUUCUGAGACCACCCACUUGGGCGGAGCUUAUUGGGGGGGGGGGCAAAUGCUCCAGUCUUCAGUCCAACGAUGCCUUAAAUUUAAUCUGAAUCUGAUGUGAUCCGGUCGUAGACACGUGACCACACAACCAGGACGGUAAAGAUUGGAGGGUUGACGACUGCAGCAAAUGUGAUCAUCCAGCCCCAGUGGACAGUCGUGGUACUGCAGGAAAUGAUCUUUUCUCUCUUCUGUCUGUUCAACAGACCAAACGGCGUUCAGACUGUAACAUCGUUACGGUGAGAAUAAAGUCAUCUGAAACGCAUGAGUUCUUCUAGAGAACAAUAAAAGAUUGUAUAUUUACCAAAACUGAGAAUAAAAUGUUGAAAACAAUCUGAUUAAAUUUACAAAAUACUUUGUCGCAUAACAAAAAGCUAAAGAAUGUGACAGAAUUAUUAUAUCUGUGUGAAAUACUGAAUUUUAUUUAAUGAAUUUUUGUGUAAAAUUGCAGAUUUGACAGUUUUUUUAAUGUUUUCCAUAAACACUUAAUGUAACAUUCCAUAGUUAUUAAACCUCAUGAAUGAUUCUCUCACAUUCGUUAAACCUCUUGAGUCUGAUGUAAGUUCUGUAACAUACUAUGCCAGUAUCCUAGCCAUACGAAAGGGAAAAUAAGUGCGUCUUACAGUAGUGUUCAGAAUAAUAGUAGUGCUAUGUGACUAA